Molecule: messenger RNA, 2235 nt
Organism: Trichomonas vaginalis G3
Lineage: Eukaryota; Parabasalia; Trichomonadida; Trichomonadidae
Exons: 1
Coding region: 1-2235 (744 amino acids)
Source: RefSeq, a predicted model, not a curated record
AUGCUUGAAGAUAAAGUUUACUGGCAAUCAUACAAAGACGUAGUCGAAGAUCCGAAAGCAGCAUACGUAUUUAUCGGAAAUACUGAUAAUUUCACGAAACAAAUUUUUCAACAGCUGAACUACCAAAAUACAGAAAACCUCGAUGAUAAAUGUAAAACAAAUGGUUUUGAAGGAGUCGAGACCGCAACCCAUGCAACAAAAGAUACUACAUUUACCACAAGUUCUAACAAUGAUAAUGGCCAAACAAGUUCCGUCCCUAAUCCUACUAAUUUUGCAUAUUUUGCCACUCCAAUUUCACGCCUUCCUCAGAGAACAAAAUUAUCAUUGAAAACGUAUCCAACAUCAAAUGUUAAUAUUUGGAAAAACAGAUCUACAUAUUCAGUUGCUGCAACAUUCUUCAGAAUACCCUUCUCAACAGUUUAUUCUACAGCUUUUUCAACACCUCAUUCAACAGCUCACUCAACCCCACAUUCCACACCCUUCAUAACACCUGUAAGAUCGAUUUCGCCACUUCCUGAAACACCCAGCCCAACAGAUAAUCCACUUACAACAAAGGAGGGAUAUUACUUCACAUAUAUGAACACUGAUACAUCUCUUCUCACACUCAGCAAUACAACUACGAAUAUUACAAGCACAAUCACAACAGUUUUCACAUUUAUUUCGACAGCUAUCAGAACUUAUCAAGAUAACACUGUUAAAAUUGUUUACGACAAAUCUAUCACAACAAUCGCCACAAAUCUUGAAUCCAAAGCAGAUUAUACGCUUUACUAUCCAUCAUUUACUAAAACUUGGGCAGUUACUUAUGCACAGGCACAAUACACGACAAAUACAACAGUGAAAUAUAUGUCGUUUGUAACUAAUAUGAAUGAUGUAUUAUCAGCAACUUUUAUUAGUACAAAUAAUUCAAUAAUUCAAGUUGACGAAAAUUAUACUGGUAAUAAUAUUUGGGCUUACAUAAGAAUUAGUACAGCCACAGUAACUUAUACACUUGAAGAUAAUACAAAAUUAAAGCUAACAAUGACAAAUUAUGCAUAUAUUCUUUCAAAUAAUAACAGCUUUUCUGCAGGAUAUUAUACAUUCACAUAUGGGUCAAGUACCACACUUACUUCAUCAUUGAAAAUUGGUUUUAAUUCAAGCACAUUUGUUCCUAUUACUAUUCCAACAGCAACUUUGCAAGAACAGAAAUUUGAUCCAAAAGAUCCCGAAAAACUCAGAACAGAUGCAACGAAAUUAACAUUAGUUCCACAAAUUGCUGAAACAACAAUAUCUGGUACAAGUUAUUUCUCUGGAUAUAUAAGAGCUUCAACAAAUACAAUAACAAUUGUAAACUAUCCAAUAAUAACAACUCAUUUCACAUUUAUUAAUAAUAAAUAUGAAAUGACGCAAUUUACAACUCUUGCUGAAACAUUUUCAAACGUUUCAGAAGGUCAAACAUUUGUCACGUAUCUUUCGAUUCAAACAAUUUAUCGCACUAAUACAAUUACAUUUAUUUAUAUUGAUACAACUACAAUUACUGGUACAAAUGUUUACGCACUUAAAGAAACUGAAUCUUCUUAUUUUUCAAUCAAUCCAACUGGUACCACUUAUGCAAUUGUUAGUUCAAAUCUCUCCACCUCAAUAGAAGCUCUUCCAACUAAUUUCACAUUUAACAGUCCCGUAUUCGCAUGGACAUCUACAUUCUAUCUUCCACCAAAUGGAAACAAUAGCAGUGUUAUUUACACAUUCACACAAAUAAUUUCAACAUUAACUAGUGUUGUUACAAUAUUACAUGUUCCUGAGCUUUCUUAUGAUGGAGUUAAAAUUAUCGAAAAUACGAAAGUUAUUACUGCUUCAAAAACAACAAUUAAAUCUCUCGCAUAUACAAUCUCUACUUUCGAUGAGUCGCAAAUACCAUCUUUAACAUUUUCCAUACCAAAUUUCAGUAUACCUUCCACCUUAACUACUGUUCCAUCCUUAACUUAUUCAUCAUUACACACUGUAACACAGAAAAUAACAUUCCAUUACUCAACUUCCUUCUCAACUAAAACUAUAACUAAGAUCUGGAUGAAUAUAUCUGUCUAUAAGUCGACAUUUUUGGAAGAUGGCAAAUACGCAUACACAGAAACAAACACAAUUACUAAAGUAAUAACUGGACUCGUUGGUCAAGUGACUAUUUCAACUGUUAUUAAUACUUCAUUUAGUGGAAUGACGGAAUUUGUUACAGAAAGUGGUUCAACAACAUUAGUUUUAAAAUAA